AUGCCUGCAGUCGAAUCACAACCAAAGAUGGAUGAGAAUGUGUCUGCUGUAUCACCCGAGCCAAACCACGAGCAACCAGCGCAAGUAGAAGAAGAAGAGGUUUUGUCAGGAACCGACGAUGAAGCCGCCGAUGACGAAGAAGACCAACAAGAACAGGAUGUUGGUAAAGAAUUGGAUAAGAAACACUAUACUGGGAACAUCAUUGAUGAUGACCAUCCAGACGUCUACGAAGCUGACGCGGAUUUGACCAAAAAUAUCCCAAUUGACACCGAUUAUAUCGAAUUGAUCCACUUGAAAAUUCGGUCGUUGAAAGAUUUACAAUUGGGAAGAUUCAAGAACGCCGAGUCGAUUUGCCUCAGACAGAAUUUGCUCGAAUCGGUAUCGGAUGUCAAACAUUAUAAUGCCGAGAAGUUAGUGGAGUUGGACUUGUACGAUAACAGAAUAGACCAUAUCAGCUCGCAUAUCAACGAGUUGGUCAACUUGACCACCUUAGAUUUGUCAUUCAAUAAGAUCAAGAAUAUCAAAAACUUGGAUAAUUUGGUGAAGCUCGAGAACUUGUACCUCAUCCAAAACAAAAUUUCUGACAUCAAAAACUUGAGCACCCUUCAAAAUUUGAAGAACCUUGAGUUGGGAGGCAACCGAAUUCAAACCAUCUCCGCCGAGUUGUUGACUCUCCCAUCAAUUGAGAAAUUAUGGUUGGGGAAAAACCGUAUCACCAAAUUAGAGAACUUGGAUAAGUUGAAGAACUUGAAGAUCCUAUCGAUCCAAUCUAACCGGAUUUCCAAGAUUGAAGGGCUAGAACAUUGUGAGAAUCUUGAAGAAUUUUAUAUUUCCCAUAAUAACUUGACGAAGCUUGAAGGAUUGGACAAAAAUGUCAAAUUGACCACCAUUGAUAUCACCGGAAACAAGAUCCAAAAACUCGAGAAUUUAGACCAUCUUGAAGAAUUGACCGAUUUAUGGGCGUCGCUGAAUUUGAUUGAAGAUUUUGAGAAUAUUGGACAGGCAUUAAAGAAUUGCAAACAGAUCGACACAGUUUAUUUCGAGAAUAAUCCUGUUCAUUUGAAGAAUUUGACAAGCUACCGAAGAAAGAUCAAGUUGUAUUUGAAUCCAAGUCUUACUAAGAUCGAUGCUACAUAUAUCCAAUGA
Messenger RNA from Saccharomycopsis crataegensis, 1146 nucleotides. Its product is annotated as type 1 protein phosphatase-activating protein SDS22. The record is from RefSeq and is a predicted model, not a curated record. The coding region runs from base 1 to 1146 and encodes 381 amino acids. NCBI's taxonomy places the organism in Eukaryota, Fungi, Ascomycota, Saccharomycetes, Ascoideales, Saccharomycopsidaceae. The transcript has a single exon. Gene Ontology annotation, molecular function: protein binding.